Messenger RNA from Chara braunii, 5437 nucleotides. NCBI's taxonomy places the organism in Eukaryota, Viridiplantae, Streptophyta, Charophyceae, Charales, Characeae. The record is from the annotation of a GenBank genome assembly.
CCCCGUUGUCCGGUGUCUGGAUGUUCGGGUCCGGGGCAACCAUGGUAAGGAAGAGCUGCAGUGAGCGGGUAACAGAGCUAAGUGCAGAGAAAGCAAGACUGGAAGAAAAAGUCAAGCUGCUGCAGGCUGAUGUGGGCGACAGGGAGGCGAAACUUGGUGAGGUGCAGUCUGCUUCUCGUGCUGAUGUUGAAGAGAGGGAGGCAGCUUUUGAGGAACUAAAAGCACAGCUCAGUGAUGUGGAACGGGCACAGGAGAAGGAGAAGGAGAAAUGGCAGGUGGUGGUUGCAAAAUUGAAGAAGAAGAUCGAUGGAGCUGAAAAGCUGCGCAAACAACAGGAGAUCACAUUGAACGAUGCACGAGUAGGGACUCGGGGUGGUACUUCCACCCAACCUUACACGAAGGAGGAGGAGGAGAAGAUGGYCGYCGUCCUGAGGGRAAGAAAGGAGAAGAAAGAGGCCAAGAAGAAGGCCCUACAGGAGGAGCAGGCGGCCAAGCUGAAGAAGAUAGAGGAAGAGAUGGCCAGGGAGAAGGAGAGAAUAAAGAAAGAAGAAGAGGAGAAGAUGAAAGAGGUGGAAGAGGAAGAAGAGGAAGAUGAAACGCCACUGCAAAGGAAGAGGGGGCAGCACGGUGGCAGCAAAGACGAAGAGAUGGAGAAACGGAUUUCGGAGUGGGUCGCCAACUUAUCCCUGGGCGAAGACGAAGAGGUAACCAUGUAUAUCCCCAAGGAUGAGCAGGAAGCCGCUAUGAAGAAAUGGGAAGAAGAAGAAGAUGUUCUGAAGCGACAGGCGAUGGAAAUGAGGAUGGUGUGGAAACUCGCAAUGAUGAGGGAGAAGAAAAGAAGAGUGGAGGCGGCAAGUGAGGCGGUUAAAGAGCUGGAGGAGGUGCAAAAACUAACUCUACGAUUGACCCCCCAGGUAGACCUCCAACAAAAGGUGGAUAUCAUUGCCCAGAGCGUCGAGCAUUUAGCGAGAGUACAAGAACAACAAUACGAGUUUAGCCGAAGUCAGGACAUAGCUGUGCGUUCGAUGCGGAUGGGGUUCCGGGAAUUUGCCCGCGAAUUGGUAGGAGCUGUAGGAGUCGAGGUGAAUCAUCGCCUCGAGAAGACUGAGCGUUUUUGUGUUGGCGCCAUCGAAGGCGUCAAGGUGGCAGCUCCCAAGGAGGGCGAGCCGCGUCCUCGUAGGGAGCCAGUCAAAGUUAAGUUCCCUGAUUCCUACACUGGAAAGAGGGAAGAAAACUUUGACAAUUGGGAGGCCAAUGUCAAGACCUAUGUGCACCUGCAACAGGUCUCCCCGGAUCAGCAUGUCUUGAUUGCGAUCCAUGCGCUCAGAGACGAAGCUGCCAGCUUUGCAAGGUCCCUAGUUCACGCCGCCAACUGCAAUGAUGAUGCAGUUGCCUAUUCGUCAUUCACUCCCUUCGCUGAGUUCAUGAAAUUGCUGCGCGAGCGAUUUGCAGAUGUUGCUCGCAGUGUCAAGGCCUCAGAUAAGCUCCAGACGAUGCAUGCUCGUAAGUGGAAGAGUGCCAGGGCACUCAAGAGCACAAUGGACGAACUAGUAGUUGUCCCUUACCACGGGGUUACAGAGAUCCAGUUGGUUGCGCUCUUUUACAGAGCUAUGCCCGAAGCUUUUCGCGGGCACUUCUUCGCGAAGAGCGAAGACCCUGCCACCACUUACGAUUCUCUUAGCCGUGAAGUGGUGGCCUUUGAGGCAAAGUCUGUGUCAGUCUCCACCUUCUGGCACAAAGAUUUGGACAAGGGAAAGCAAUGGAAGGGCCGCACUAUCUCUAGGCAAGUGAAGACUAAGGAUAGUCUUGCGUACUUCCGCCUAGAGAAAGAUGGGAAAGUGGAGAAGGUCCUCCACUCCCUGACUCUCCUCGUAGAAGACAGCCUCCCAUUUGAUAUUGUUCUGUGGAUGGAUUGGGGAGAGGCAGCCGGGGCCACGCUCCAUUUGAAGGAGCACGAGUGUAGGCUCCCUGGUUCUUCAGGUGAGGCCAAGACUGCCCGCUUGUUCCAUGUGUCAGGAGUAGAGAAUCCCUUGGCACAUUGCUGCCUUAGUGCUCCUGCGUUCGCGAGAUUAGUGAAGAAGGAAAAAUUGGAGCAACAGGUUUUUGUUGCCUAUGUUAGGCCAGCGACUGAGCCUACGGAAGAAAAGUCGAUGGACCCUGCGAUUGCGAAGCUGCUGGAAAAGUUCCAGGACCUAACUGAGCCGCCGAUAGGAGUGGUACCGCGGCCCAUCCAGCACCACAUUGAGAUAGAGCCUGGCAGUAGAAGUCCUAAGGGCACUGUGUAUAGGAUGUCCCCACGGGAGUUAGAGGAGCUUCGCAAGCAAUUAGACGAGCUCCUCGAGAAGGGUUGGAUUAGGCCUAGUUCGUCUCCUUUUGGAGCGCCUGUUCUCUUUGUUCCUAAGAAAGAGGGAGAGUUGAGGAUGUGCAUAAACUAUAGGGGUCUGAAUGCUAUUACAGUGAAGAAUGUUGAGCCACUGCCUAGGAUAGACGAUCUCUUAGAUCGAGUGCAGGGGGCGAAGUAUUUCUCCAAGAUAGAUUUGAAGUCCGGAUAUCAUCAGAUAGACGUGCAUCCUGAUGAUCAGUAUAAGACAACCUUCUUGACUAGGUAUGGGCACUAUGAGUUCAUAGUGAUGCCCUUUGGACCAACCAGUGUGCCAACUACGUUCCUGCGCUGCAUGAACGAUUUGUUUAGACCAUGGUUAGAUAGAUUUGUUGUUGUCUACUUAGAUGAUAUUCUAGUGUUUAGUAAGGCCCUCCAAGAACACCAGGGUCAUCUCAUGCAGGUCUUGGAGAAGCUGAGGGAAGCUAACUUCAAGAUCAAUGCAAAGAAGUGCGAUUGGGCAAAGACCCAAGUUUUAUACCUAGGCCACGUCGUAGACGGAGACGGCGUUAAACCAGAAGAUUGUAAAAUCGCAGCGAUUAGAGAUUGGCCCACGCCACGUACGCUAACAGAGUUGCGCUCGUUCCUGGGCUUAGCUAAUUACUACAGGAAGUUCGUGAGGAACUUCUCCACCAUCGCUGCGCCCCUUCGCAGAUUGUUGAGGAAAGAGACCAUCUGGAAGUGGGACAAGGACUGCACGUCUGCCAUGAAGAGGUUAAAGCAGGCGUUAAUAGAGUACCCGAUCCUUAAGGUUGCCGAUCCGUCCUUGCCCUUUGUCGUCCCUACGGAUGCUAGCCAAUACGGCAUAGGCGUGGUGUUGCAGCAAGACGAUGGGAACGGUUAUAGACCCGCCAAGAUGACACCUAAGCUUACUAGGUGGGCCGCAGAGAUAGAUCAGUACGACUUUGAGCUCAAGCCAGUCAAGGGGAAGUAUAACGUAGUUGCAGAUGCUCUGAGUAGGAGAGCUGAUUACUUCGGGGCAAUAGUGCAUUACUUAGACAUAGGAAAGGACCUUCAGCAGAAGAUUAGAGAAGCCUAUGCACAAGACCCUAUCUAUAGUGACCUCCUCAAGAAGGUCAAGGAGGCCCCACAGACUGAGCCAAACUACCGCACUACGGAAGGGUUGCUUUUUGAGAAGACUAAUGUAUUUGACCGCCUGUGCAUUCCCGAUAGUGAAGAGAUCCGUAGUCUGAUUUUGGGAGAAUGCCACGACACAGAGGGUCAUUUCGGUUGGCAGAAGACUUUAGCCAAUCUGAUGCGCGCAUAUACCUGGCCAGGAAUGAAGAAUGACUGCGUGGAGUAUGUUCGCAGCUGUAAAGUCUGCCAGCGUAACAAGACUUCUACGCGUGCCCCGUUAGGUCUCCUCAGACCCUUGCCCAUUCCGGAUCAGCCGGGAGACUCAGUGUCCAUAGACUUCAUGGACACUCAGGUCAAGAGCAGGCAUGGCAAGAGCCAAGUCAUGGUCAUAGUUGACCGUUUUAGUAAGUACGCAGUUUUUGUUCCUUUGCCUUCAGAGGCACGUACUGAUUUAGUCAUACAGAAGUCUUUUGACUGUUGGUUGGCCAUGUUGAAGAAGGAUAAUGCCUCGUACAAGCUGAGGGCACAGGCCCUGCUUAAGAAGAAGGACGAUGAGCUCAAGCUGGCCAAGAGCUCCGACCGGAUUACGGCUGCUGAGGAAGCCUCCAAGGCUGCUAAACAGGAGGCAGCGUCGGCACUGCUGGAAAUGGACGCGGCCGUCAAAGCAUAUAAGACGUUGAUUGUGGAGCGGGAUGAGCAGAUGUCAAUGUGGAAUUUGGAGAAAGCAAAAUGGGAGCUACAAGUGAAGGAGUAUGUGAUGAAGGUGGAGGCGUGUAAAACGCAGAUGAGGGUGCAGGCGGAGGAAUGGCAGUCGCGUGUUGACGAGGUCGAGAACUACUGGCGAGGGAAGUUUGAAAGUGCACAGCUUGCGCUUGAAAAGCGGUCGGCAUUGCGAGAGAGCUCUGGCGCAGGUCAACCGUCACUGAAAGAGGAAUAUGAGCAACUGAAGACUGAGUUCCAGUCUUUCAAGGAAAUGAUGGAGACGACGGUGGAGUCAAAGGAUGAAGAGAUAUCAUGGUUAUUAAAUGAGAACAAAAAGCUCGAGUCCAUCUUGGCGCAGCAACAGGAGCAGCAGCAACAGGUCACAGCAUCGGAUGGUUUUAAGGCCAGUCAGAACAAGUCCAGAGGGAUUGGUUCUGAGGAGGAUGCUGAUCUGACAAAUCUGACGGCAGCAGAGGAGCAGAUUCUGCUCCUGGCGAGGCAGCAAGCUCAGAGGGAUGACGAGGUCUCGCAGUGUCACCGGCAGAUUCAAGCACUUCAGGAGGAGCUUUCGGAGUUGGAGCGUGAGAACAGCCUGAGGAUUCAGCAGGAAACACUGCUUAAGGAGGAGGUGCGAAAUUUGGAGAGAGAGCUAAAACGCGAGGGUGUCGAUAUGACAUAUCUGAAAAAUGUCAUCUUGAAGCUCCUGGAAACUGGUGAGGUUGGGGCCUUGCUACCGGUGAUUGCUGUGUUGUUGCAAUUCACGCCUGAUGAGGUGAGGCAUUGCCAAGAGGUUCAUGCGGCGAAUAACGCUGCGGAGGUUCCACUUGCGCCAGCAGCAGCAGUCGUUGACGCAGCAGCUUCAGCGCCGAGAAGUAUAUUUGACCGGGUCGCUGCGCUUGCAGUCGGAAAGUAAACAGGCAGAGGACAUCGCACGUGGAACGCCCGCUGGGUGACAGUCCCGGCAGAGGACAUUGCAAGUCGAACGUCCAGGUUGCAGCAUAUUUGACCGGCUCGCUGCACUUGCGGUGGGAAAGUAAAUGGGCUUGAGGUUCGACUUCGGCCGGCAGGAGACUUGGUUGCUGCGCUUGCGGCCGGAAUGUAAAUGGGCUCGAGGUUCAACUUCCGCCGCCAGGAGCAGUCGUUCACGCAGCAGCCUCGGCCCCGAGAAGUAUAUUUGACCGGUGCCGUCGGAAAGUAAACGGGCUCGAGGUUCGACUUCCGCCGGCAGGAGACCAGGUUGCUGCGCUUGCCGCCGGAAAGUAAAUGGGCUUGACAUUU